CUUCACCGCCUUUUCAACUUUCUUUCCCCCCUCCCUCUUUCCCUCAUGGCUAUCAUACCCGAGCUCGUAUCCCAAUCUGCCCAUGCAACUACAAAAAACGGUGCAAAUCUCCUUGUGUUCGCGUGCAUACAUAUGCAUGCUUAUAUGUACGUACGUGAUGUCAUUGUUUGUUUCCGACCACCCGCUCGCUUCUAGCAUGGGGAAUCCCUUAAAAUCCCAUGAAUGAGAAUCGCAAAGACAU
Molecule: messenger RNA, 241 nt
Organism: Periconia digitata
Lineage: Eukaryota; Fungi; Ascomycota; Dothideomycetes; Pleosporales; Periconiaceae
Source: the annotation of a GenBank genome assembly